Messenger RNA from Paramecium sonneborni, 183 nucleotides. Lineage: Eukaryota; Ciliophora; Oligohymenophorea; Peniculida; Parameciidae. The record is from the annotation of a GenBank genome assembly.
AUGGACUUCUUAGGAAUCAAAAACAAUAAAUUCAUUAAAAAUAAAGAAGUUUUAAAACAAUAAGAGGAAAUGCAUAUGAGAGAUGAUCAUUUAUUGUAAUUAGAAAAUGAAACACAUAUCAUUGUUCCAGAAUCUCCAAAUUUUAAAUUCAUUUAAACAAUCAAACGAAAAAGAAAUCGUUGA